CUGACACUUGCCACCAGGACGGGUAGACGCAAGGCAAGUGGCGGCGGGCCAGGCUCAAGAUGGCGGUUCCCGGUUGGAUGACACUGCGCUGGGACACCCCGCCUCAGAAUGGUCAUGAUGUGUAUUUCUCGCGAGAUCUUUAUGAGAAAUACUCUCUGGCUCCAACCCUCUCCGAACUAAUGUCAUUAUCAGAAAGGCACUCGGAGAAGAAAGUGGCUGUGUCAAGCUCGGGACCCAAAAAGAAGCAGCAGCCUGGCCAACGGACUAGAGUGAAAGCCGAGCCUCUUGUGGCCCCCCCUCCCCAGGAGCCCAGGGUCCCCUACCCUUAUGUUUCCAGCCUGUCUGAGAAAGAGCAAAGAAGAUACUUAUUUCUUUUGUCUGAAUAUUUAAAUGCCGACCCAAACCUCUUGCACUGGUCUCAGCAAAGGAAUUACACACAGUAUCUGCAAAUGAAAGAAUUUGUCAGCAAAGAAGUUGCAGAAUUCUUGAAAUUCGCCCAGAACGCUGCUAGAAACUGUUCUAAAGAUUACAGUGACAUCUCUGAAGACGCAUUGAUUUACACCAAGGAUUUUCUGAGCGCUCGUAUGGGUUAUGUGAAGAAUUACCCUGAGUGGUAUUCUCUCCAUGAAGUGACCAGCCUCAUGGGCGGACGAUUUAAUAGAGAAUUGACCCUCAAGUUUGAGAAAAGUCUUCUUGCCUUGGGAAUGGUACACCUUGUUAAGCGAUUCUUCCCUAAGCUGCCAGCAUCGAUUAAUUGUCCUGCUGAUCAAUCUAAGCGUGAACUACUCUGUGGGACUCCGGAGCACCGUGCUGCCCAGCUGCACAAUGAUGUUAGCACCGAUCCAAAUGCUGAAAGACUGGCUGCCAAAUACUGUCCUCAGGUGGUCCUGACGGGGGAAUCCUUGUAUACUCUGUUGAACAAUCACGGUCUGGAUUAUAAGCAGCAGUGGGAGCUUCCUGUGUCUGUGAAAACAGUUUCUCUUGGUGGUCUGAAACCAGUCAGAGUGGCCUACAUCGACCCCCCGCUCCCUAAGAAGGAGAUGACGUUGAGGGAAAAGAACCAUUUUUUUCACGAAUUCCUGGCAGAUUUUCAUAUGACAAAGCAGUCCAGUAUUGUAGCUCGGGCUGUGAUACUAGACAAGCCAUCAGAAGAGCCGCCAGGCACAGCGCUUAAGACCUGCCAAGGCAGACCCUUGCGGGAAUCCAUUUCUGCAGACCUGGACUUUGAUACGGACGUCACAGAACUGGAGAGCUUUGCCUCAGCCGCAAAGCCUCUGAGCGCUUCUUCAGCUGAGGUCACUCCCGCAAAGCCAUCCGGAUUGUCUGCAGUCUUACCGGCGCACCUGAAAACGGAAGAAGGUCGGGAAGGGAGGAGCGAAGCGCAGGAGCGGGAAACGGCAUCUAGCAGCGGGAAGGCAUCGCCCUCAGGAAGGAAUCUUCUGGAUUUGGAAAGCGAGGGAAACUCAUUGGGUGAAACGUUCAAGCCAAUGGAAACGGAGCCAGAGGGCAGAAGUCUGGACCCCAAUUUCUUGAUCGCUUCUUCAGAUAAAAAUCAUAAUCUCAGUGAAGGAACUGCUGAAGACGUCCCGUCCCCUGCCCUGUCCUGCAGCAGUGACACAGAUGGGGAGCAUCUGAUCAUCGACGCAGAAUGCGAAGCUGACCACGUGUCUGAACCUGGGGUGGUCACUUCCACCCCCGGCCCUGGAGGACCUGCUUCUCCUUCACCCAGCCCUGGACAGGCCCCGGCAGAAAAACCAGCCGGGUCUUCAGAGAUGCAGAGCAAGAAUGCUCCCUGCAAGCCUCCCCCGCGGUUAUCCCAGGAAGUCGAUCCCCUGGGGCAGAUUUUGAAAAUGCAAACCAAGCUGCUGAAACCCCCAUCUCCAAGUUGUCAGGGGCACCUGCUGGCAACCAGCGAAAGGAGUUUGAAUCCUACCCAAGGCCAGGCAGAUGCCCAUUCUCUCGCCUUGGCAUCUUCAGUGGCGGAGCCGGGACAAAAUACCGUAACAAAUACAGGCGCCUCCCCCAAGUUUACCUGGGCAACCUGUUACCAGGGGCCUCAGAAAGGGAUGCUCUGGGAUGCAGCCGAAGAUGCAGCCGACUACGAACCUCCUCAGCAUGGCAACGUGGUCUACAAAUUGUACAGCUUGGAGGACAUGCUGCUGUUGGUGCGCACCACCAUCCAGAAAACGGAGUUGAGACCCCAUCAGAAAAAGGCAAAAUUCAGGCGGCACUUUCCUGUUUACGUUUUGCCAAAGUUAGAAUACCAGGCCUUCUACGGAGCAGAAACCUUCACGGAAGACGAAGUCUGUCGACUCUGGAUGGAAAACUUGUUACAUUCCAAUACUUCCUUCACCGUGGGUCACAUCGAUGCCCUCACUUCACACGUCUUCCUGCUUGAGCGGCUGACUGGGAAGGCGUUGGAAAAGCGAUUCGGCACAUUUAAGCCAACCAAUUCAUUACAUAUUCUCCAAAACAUCUUGAAGAAAGUGUCUGGCUUGCAGGAAGGCUCUUACCUCUUGGCUCACCUGGCGGGAGACUCCUCGGUGUCCAUCUACAAGAGCUCGGACGGAAUCUCCACUCGGGCAAUGUACAACCUGCACGCCGCUCACACCAGCCUGCCGCCUGCCCCGGCUGCUCUCUCUGUGCCCUGGGUCCCCCUCGACCCCAGCCUCCCUCUGCCACAUCACUUUGCUCAGGGCCGCGUCCCCUGCACUUUCCCACCAAUGCCGGACGAGGGCGCCAGGAAGUGGAAGAUGAGCAGGAUCAAAGCUUUCUCCGCCACACCCAGCCCCCCAGGGCCAGUCUCGAUGGAAGCCAGGGUCGGUUCCCUGCAAGCUGAGCCCCCGAGAAAGAAGCCUGGGACUGCGCAGAACAAGGGCUCCAGGCCAGACAAUCGAGGCCCAAACCGGAAAUUCUGGAAAAAGAAGCGCACCAACCGAGGCCACAUGACUUAGUUGCAGCAGGAACAGCAGUCUUUCUCGGCAAAAAGGCUUCUUCGGUGAACGAAGAAGGUGGUGGGCAACUGCAUCAGGCCGGGCGUUGUGGCCAGGAAACCUUUCCGCCUCUCCGGUCCUUAAGGGGAGCAUCGGAGGAGUUUCUCCUGCACUGAGAGUCUACGGAGGUUCUUUGUCGUCCAGGCCCUGGUUGUCCCAAAGGUGCUUUUUCAGGAGGCAGCUGGACUUUCUUGUUUUUCUUGGAAGACGUUUCGCUUCUUAUCCAAGAAGCUUCUUCAGCUCUGACUGGAGGGUGGAGGAUGCAAGUCAGUCAGAGCUGAAGAAGCUUCUUGGAUAAGAAGCGAAACGUCUUCAAAGAAAGCCUCUUGCACUGAAGGUGCAUGAAGCAACCCGGGAAGGAGAGCAGCCAACUCUGAACCAUCAGAACUGCUUUUAUAUUGCCGUCUGUUCCCAGUAACGUUACUGGGUGAAAACCAAGCCCUGCGUAGAUUUCUGUUAAAAUGGGCAGUUCUACUUUUUGGAGGGGGGCAGCUGGGGCGGAGGUGGAAGAGAACAGAUCUUAGUUUGAAUUUCCCUUUAAAACUGCCCUUUUCUUCAGGUUGCAGGAAUGUCGGGAAAGGCCCACAGUUUUUAAAUUUAAAUAUAGUUUUUUUAGAGUUGUUAAGGGUCUCCCAAGGCUGCUCCCUUGGUCCUCGGGCACGUGCCAUCACCCGAAGACCAAAUGCAUGUGGAUGUUUUGAGGGUUUAAAACGGGUGUCCGGCCUUAGCAAAUUAAGACCUGUGGACUCCAACUUCAAUGUAUUUAUUUUUCCCCUUUUUCACAGGGUCAAACUGAGCUCUGUGCUGGCCUUGUGCGUGGGUGUAUUUGUCUUUUUAAAAUACAGUUAAAAUUCCUAAUUCCCUGA
Molecule: messenger RNA, 3859 nt
Organism: Crotalus tigris (Tiger rattlesnake)
Lineage: Eukaryota; Metazoa; Chordata; Lepidosauria; Squamata; Viperidae
Gene: ICE2
Product: interactor of little elongation complex ELL subunit 2
Exons: 15
Coding region: 60-2954 (964 amino acids)
Biological process (GO): snRNA transcription by RNA polymerase III; snRNA transcription by RNA polymerase II; positive regulation of transcription by RNA polymerase III
Cellular component (GO): transcription elongation factor complex
Source: RefSeq, a predicted model, not a curated record